GCCGUAGUAUUUACAUCCACUAGAACCAAGAUGGCGUCGGGCGGUUAGCCGGCUAGCCGGAUGAAGGCACUUUGUUUCAAAUAUUGUUGUUUUAAGUACAUAUUGAAGUAAUUUAGCGGCUUUAUUGUCAAGAUAAAUGGUCUUUAAUAAUGUCAAGCUGUCGGUAAAAGCCGUUUUUUUAUAUCCUAAUGAUCUUUUUUCUUGACUUCCGUUGCUAACGCGUUAGCUGGCCGUUAGUCCGUCGCAGCAUCUCAAUGGCGGAAGCGAUGGAGGAGCUGCGGCCCGUUCCCCGCGAGCGGGCCAUCCUGGAGAGCUUCUUCACGCAGCUCGGCAUGUUCUCCUUCGACCGGGCCAAGGACUACGUGGAGAAGGAGAAGGACGGCAGCACCAAGGCCGCCGGGCCCACCUGGGCCCCGCUGCUCGCGGCUCUGGCUCACCUGGCCGCCGCGGAGAAGGCCUACCACCACAUGACGUUCCUGGGGCAGAAGAUGGGCGGCCAGAGCUUCUUCAGCCGCAAGGACUCCAUCCGCACCAUCUACGCCUCCCUCCACAACGAGCUGAGGAAGGUGAUGACCUCGGGACGCCACGGCCAGCCAGGCUCCGCCUCCUACCUGGAGGACCUGCUGUCGCACCUGUCGGAGCAGCUGUGCCACUUCGCGCAGGCGCGCACGGAGAUGGCCGACCUGUACGAGAAGAUGCACUCGCUGGGCGGCCAGAAGAGCGUCAACUCCGAGGAGCUGGUGUGCACGCUGGAGGCCGUGCUGCACAAGUACAGCUCCAAGUUUCACCACCCCAUCCUGGGCCGCGUGGAGGAGGGCUUCCAGACGGAGGUGGACGUGGUGACCCAGCUGCUGCGCUGCCAGGCCCAGGUGUCGGAGUGGCGCUUCCUGCCGGCGCUGCUCAGCCUGCACGGCGCCACCUCCAAGCUGGCCGCCUGGGGCCAGCUGUUCCAGCGGCAGAAGGAGACCCGCAAGCACCUGUUCGGGGGCCAGUCCCAGAAGGCCGUGCAGCCGCCGCACCUGUACGCCUGGCUGCAGCGCUUCCAGGCGGCGCUGCUCGCCAAGUUCAGCUUCUACUUCCACGAGGCGCUGAGCCGGCAGGCGGCGACGGCGGCGGACAUGCGGGCGCUGACGGCGCGCGCGGCGCCCGACUACCACGGGAAGAUCUGCAGCUUCAUCCGCAAGCACGACGCCAGCAACGUGUCGCUGGUGUUCGACAACCGCGGCUCGGAGAGCUUCCAGGGCCACGGGUACCACCACCCGCACUCGUACCGCGAGGCGCCCAAGGGCGUGGAGCAGUUCCCCGCCGUGGUGUCGCUGCCCUCGGGCGAGCGCCCGCUCACGCACUGGCCCAACGUCAUCAUGAUGAUGGGCGACCGCGCGGCGGAGCUCAACGCGCCCGACAAGGUGGUGCACUUCUACGACGACAAGGUGCUGAGCACCUACUACCUGACGCGGCCCGAGCCGCACUUCACGCUCGUGGUCAUCUUCGACGGCAGGAAGUCGGAGAAGGACGCGCACAUCGCCGGCUUCCUGCAGGAGAUCUCCGGCUCGCUGCGCAACUCCAAACCGUUCAGCAGCCUCAAGCCGGGCUCCAAGGGCUGACCGGUGCCUCCCAUGAGCUCAUCAUGGUUCUACUUUGAUCAGAAGGAAGCACGUUCGUGGCUGAAGAACUUCCUCCAGUUUGAACUCUUAAACAAAAUAACUUGAAUAAAUAA
Messenger RNA from Pungitius pungitius (ninespine stickleback), 1717 nucleotides. RefSeq names its product KICSTOR subunit 2 (gene kics2). The record is from RefSeq and is a predicted model, not a curated record. The transcript is spliced from 3 exons. The coding region runs from base 255 to 1604 and encodes 449 amino acids. Lineage: Eukaryota; Metazoa; Chordata; Actinopteri; Perciformes; Gasterosteidae. Gene Ontology annotation, biological process: negative regulation of TORC1 signaling; cellular response to glucose starvation; cellular response to amino acid starvation. Gene Ontology annotation, cellular component: KICSTOR complex.